AUGGCAUACACCACGCUCUGGAGGCGCUUGUCGCCUCGCCAGCUCAAUGUCGCCGUCCAGGUCUUCUCGCUCAUCUGCAUCUUCUUCGAGGGUUACGACCAAGGUGUUAUGGGCGGCGUUAACGCCGCGCCGUACUAUGUCACCGAAGUCGGAAUCGGCAAGCCGGAUGGCACUGUGACUGACACUACCCAUCAAGGAGGCAUUGUCAGUAUCUACUACCUUGGCUGUAUCUUUGGCUGUUUCGCUGGAGGCUGGCUGGCUGAUCGCAUUGGGCGUAUCAAUGGACUGUUUAUCGGUGCCGUCUUCGCGGUCAUUGGAGGUGCUCUCCAGGCAGCGAUUCAAAGCUCAGAUUUCAUGCUCGUCGCCAGAGUCGUGACGGGCGUUGGCACUGGAGCGCUGACUGGCAUUACGCCGGUUCUGGUAUCAGAAACCUCGUCUGCCGACCACCGUGGCGGAUUCUUGGGCUAUGUUUUCAUUGCCAACUACCUGGGAAUCUCGGUUGCGUACUGGCUAUCGUUCGGCUUGGCCUUCAUCAAUAACGGAUACUCUGAUAUCAGGUGGCGGUUCCUGCUUGCCUUCCAGUGCGUUCCAGCGAUCUUGCUGGUCUUCUUCAUCAAGAUGCUCCCUGAUUCUCCGCGAUACUAUGCCUCUGUUGGUCGUAAUGAGGAGGCCCGUGAUAUGUUGACAAGGCUGCGAAGCCACAAAGCAAGUCAGGCCGAGAUCGAGCAGGAGUACAUGGAGAUUGUAGCCGUGGCCCAAGACAGCAAGCCCAGUUCGCCGAUCCAGUUUAUCAAGAUCUUGAUAGGCAAGAGCGGGCGGCCGGGAAGCAAUCUCAGCCGACGGGCCUGGUUGUGUGUGUGGCUUCAGAUUAUGGCUUCGUGGACCGGUAUCACGGCUGUCACGGCAUACUCGCCCACUCUCCUCAGUCAAGCUGGAUACAGCAGCCUGACCCAAAACGGCCUCGCAGGAGGUCUCAACACGAUUGGUAUUGUUGGAACCAUCAUCAGCGCGCAGAUCGUGGACCGAAUCGGUCGAAGAAUGUGCUUGAUGCUCGGUGCUCUGAGUCUCUUCAUCGUUGAAGUUAUCGCCGGCUCUGUCUAUGAAGCCUCCCUUCACAACCCAGAAAAAGCGGCUGACUACGCGCCCGCUGCAGUCGCAAUGCUCUUCCUGUUCAACCUUGCCUAUGCCUCGACUUGGGGCACCGUGGCAUUCCUCGUUCCAACCGAGAUAUUCCCGUCUGACCUCCGUGCCCAGGGCAACGGGUUCGGCAUUACCGGGUGGGCCAUUGGCGUCGGGAUGACCACCUUGGUGAACCCGAUCAUGUUUGCCAGCCUGAAAAGCCGAAGCUACUUCCUUUUGGCCGGGUUCAAUCUCCUGUGGAUUCCGAUCGUGUAUCUGUUCUACCCUGAGACCCGUAACCGGUCGCUCGAGUCCAUUGACGCUUUGUUCUCGACGCCAAGUCCGUUCUAUUGGGAAAUGGAGCGCGCGUAUCGUUUGCACAGCGAUGUUCUUGCCGAGAGAGGCGCUACCACGUUUAAGGACGACGGUCCCAAGGUGGAGGAUGCCCAGUCCGGCUCGACACAAGACCGCCGACACAGCCCCAAGACGGUAGCCAACACUGCUGAAGCCAGGCGCAAUAUCCAUUAUCGGAAUAUAAUAGAGACCAACUCAGUCAAAGGCCGGUGA
This is a messenger RNA of Aspergillus nidulans FGSC A4, 1686 nucleotides long. Its product is annotated as putative MFS sugar transporter. Gene Ontology annotation, biological process: transmembrane transport; proton transmembrane transport; carbohydrate transmembrane transport. The transcript has 9 exons. Gene Ontology annotation, cellular component: membrane. Bases 1 to 1686 code for a protein of 561 amino acids. The record is from RefSeq and is a predicted model, not a curated record. Lineage: Eukaryota; Fungi; Ascomycota; Eurotiomycetes; Eurotiales; Aspergillaceae. Gene Ontology annotation, molecular function: transmembrane transporter activity.